AUGGCCAGUAGCGGGCCCACGGCAAGGAGCUUUUCGUGCGAUCCUCCGUGCUUUCGCAAAUUCAAAACAGCCGCUGCCCUCAAGAAUCAUAAACGAGACGCUCGAAAUCAUGCGCAGGCUGGACGUCCUGCGAAUGCGGUACCCACGAACGGUAUCUCAGAAAGGAAGAACCGCGGCAUCCCAAGCAGCGGAACCGGCACAACACGCAAUCGCCAUGGUGCCCGAGGUGCCACUAUAGUGGCCAGUACUGUCACCACGACAAGAGCCAAGAAGAAGCAGGCCACAAAGACAUCACGCUGCACCCUCUGCGACAAGCUCUUCGUAACGGACGAGGCACUCGCCGACCAUACCCGCAAUUCACGCAAACAUAAUAUGGCGGUGCAAGCAGAGUCUGCAGGGCCGGCCGCUUUGGCCGACACGCCGCUCGACCGCUUCUUCCAGAACUUUAACUCAUUCCCAUACGACCGCUUCAAGCCGCCUGCCGAGUCAUUCCGGCAGCUCGAACGCUUCCUCGAUUGGCGACCCGGGACAAAGGCACGCGAGCGAGCCUGGGCACGCUACCAACGGGCGCUGGUGGACGAGGUACAGCUCUGGUAUGGCGACGUGAGCGACAUCGCCGCAUGGCACGACCUCUGCAGGGCGAUCGGAAUUCGAAAUCUGCCGCCAACAACAAAGGAGUGCAAAGCGGCGGUGCGGCGGACACACGUCAACAUUGUCGAUCUGAUCGAAUGGGGUCGCAAUGGACGGCCCGCGAACAGCCCUGUCAGAGUUUACAGGACGGUUGAGAUGCUGAGAGUGUAUACAAUGGGCACACACCGAGUCUUCCCUCGAGGAGAGGUGAUCCGAAAGGAAGACGGUGCUACUAACAUCGUAUUGCGAUACUUACUGCGGGACUUUAAGCAGCCGGGGCUUGGAUGGGACAGUGGCGGGAUGCCGACGCAAGUUAGGCGUUCAUCACAAUGA
Messenger RNA from Sporothrix schenckii 1099-18, 963 nucleotides. RefSeq lists its product as uncharacterized. The transcript has 2 exons. The coding region runs from base 1 to 963 and encodes 320 amino acids. The record is from RefSeq and is a predicted model, not a curated record. NCBI's taxonomy places the organism in Eukaryota, Fungi, Ascomycota, Sordariomycetes, Ophiostomatales, Ophiostomataceae.